UUCAAUUCCUUUCCACCAGAGAAAAAGAUACCUGAUUGUCUUCCUGAUUUUUCUUGGCUACUUCAAUCUCUACUCAAAUCGAGUUAACUUAAGUGUCGCAAUUGUAGCCAUGACUGAAAAUCGAACAAUUCAAAAUGAAGACGGAUCAAUAACCUACGAGAAGGAUUUUGACUGGAACUCACAAGAAAAAGGCUUUGCACUUGGUGCUUUCUUUUAUGGAUAUAUUGCUACACAUUUUAUUGGUGGUGUUCUAGCCACAAAGUAUGGUGGACAUUUGAUUUUCAACUUUGGGAUAUUUGGAACUGCUUUGUUUACCAUGAUUACACCCUUUAUGGCACAAUUUGGAAUUGAAUAUUUGAUUGCAAUUCGAGUUGUUGUAGGCAUUUUCAGUGGUUUUUCUUAUACAUCUGCAAAUGACAUUUUAAGCAGAUGGGUUCCUCCAUCAGAAAGAUCUCGAAGUGCUGGAUAUACACUUGCUGGAGUAAAUGUUGGCACCUUCACAGCAAACUUAGCAUCAGGAUACUUAAGCGUAUCAUUAGGCUGGGAAUGGAUUUUCUAUACUUUUGGAAUCACAGCAUUAAUAUGGAGCAUCAUUUGGUUCUUAAUUGUUCAUCGUUCACCAGAGACUGAUCCAUGGAUGACAGCUGCUGAAAGGAAAUUCAUUGUUGAUAGCCACGAAGGCAAUAGUAUUCAAAAAACAGCCAUGAAAACACCAUGGAAGGCGAUUUUCACAUCACUUCCUCUAUGGGCUAUUAUUGUUGCACAUACUUCCUAUAUGUGGGGCUACACUACAUUAAUAACUCAACUUCCUUCAUACCUGGAUGAAGUUUUGCAUUUUAAUCUUCAGAACAGCGCAUUACUAAGCUCAUUGCCUUACAUGGUUUAUACAGUUCUAGUUUUUAUUGCUGGAUUCUUAGCUGAUUGGAUUUUCAAGAGGAAGUUCUUGUCAGUCACCCAAAUUCGAAAAUAUUUCAAUAAUAUUUCAUUUCUAUGCCAAAUGACGUUCCUCUUAGUUGCUGCAUUCAGCUCAGACAAAACCAUUAUAAUUGUCUGUAUUGUCCUGUCAGUUGGGUUAGGAGCCUUUUCAUCUUGUGGAUAUACUGCAAACGUUCUAGAUAUAGCUCCUCAAUUUUCAAGUCUAAUCUUUGGAAUUUCAUGCACGAUUGCUACACUGCCAGGGAUGGUUUCACCACCAUUGUCAGGAUACAUCGCAACUACUCCGAAUGCCAGCGAGUAUCGAAUAAUAUUCUUGAUAGCAUGUGGAAUUUAUCUCUUUGGUGCUAUAUUCUAUGGAAUUUUUGCAUCUGGAGAGAUUCAAUAUUGGGCCUUAAUGGAUUCAACAAAAGAGUAGUUCCGCUUCAUAAGUAACAAUUAAAGGGAUGAGCAGUUUACAUGAUAGCAGCAUAUCAUUCCAUAUCUAUUUUGGAUAAUUCGUACGCAACUUGUAUCGAGACUUAAUCAGAAGAUAAGUUAUAUUAAAUGAUUGAAAAAUAACAAUUGUCUGUAUUGAUAAAAUUGUUUACUUGCUGAGCAUUGUUGUGGCUAUUAAAUGAAGUAGAUUGUAUGGCUGUUUAUCAACACUUUCUUUUCGUACACAAAACAAUACUUUAAACUUUAUCAUCUCAGAUUACAGGCAUUCAAUUUUACAUUUAAGUGCCUUGCUCAUAUCAAGUGUCUAAAA
Molecule: messenger RNA, 1681 nt
Organism: Chironomus riparius
Lineage: Eukaryota; Metazoa; Arthropoda; Insecta; Diptera; Chironomidae
Source: the annotation of a GenBank genome assembly